AUGUCCUCAGCCUCAUCUCCCCUCCUUCAGUCCGCAACCAAGGACAAUGCCACCACCACCACCUUCGGCCCAAACGACGCCCUCGCCUACCCUUCACCCUCACACUCUCCCGCAACCACCUACCACCCCAGCAUGCAACAAUCCGCUCCUUCCAUCUUCAACCGUCGCAGGUCUUCAGUCAAGGCCCUCCUCAAGUCUGCCAACCCCCCUGCCUCACCCCUCGACGCCCUCGUCAUGGCCCUCGAGGCAACCGUCGAGGAAGAAGACGAACAUCAAGGCGACGACCGCCUUGACCAGGAAGUUGCCAUGGAGGAAGCUGCUCCCGUCGAGGACGAGGAGGACCCCGACGCCACUAUCCCCUCAUCUCCCACCCUGUUCAUGAAGCGACCCGCCACCGACUCGUCCUCGAUGCAUCACCUGCCUACGAUGUACCUGCCCGAGUCCGCCGUCUCUGCCUCCGUGCAAGGACACAAGGCUUCAGGUCUUACUCCCAGCACCCUCCCCGCUGCGUCGUCGUCGUCGUCCUCGGGCCAACACGGAAGGAACAGCAACGCUUACCGCAAGAUGUCUAUCAGCAGCCAGGGCUCUUCCUCGUCAGCCCAGUCGAACGGCAGUGGGGGCGAACGCACCAAGGAGUACGGUUGCACCAUCGGCAAUUGUGAAAAGAAGUUCUACCAAGUGGCCCAUCUUCGAUCGCACGAGCGGUAA
Messenger RNA from Linnemannia hyalina, 708 nucleotides. NCBI's taxonomy places the organism in Eukaryota, Fungi, Mortierellomycota, Mortierellomycetes, Mortierellales, Mortierellaceae. The record is from the annotation of a GenBank genome assembly.